Hirundo rustica (Barn swallow) is the source of this 702-nucleotide messenger RNA. RefSeq names its product protein CD300H-like. Lineage: Eukaryota; Metazoa; Chordata; Aves; Passeriformes; Hirundinidae. The coding region runs from base 1 to 702 and encodes 233 amino acids. Gene Ontology annotation, molecular function: transmembrane signaling receptor activity. Gene Ontology annotation, cellular component: plasma membrane. The transcript is spliced from 4 exons. The record is from RefSeq and is a predicted model, not a curated record.
AUGGAAGGAGAUCUUCCCAACGGGUCCAUCAACAGAGGUGGCAAGGCAGUGACAGGCCCCAGGCUGGUGACAGUUGAGCAGGGCAGCUCACUGUCAGUGUCCUGCAGCUACAAGCCACGCUACAAGCUCAGCUCCAAGUACUGGUGCCUCAAAAGCUCCCUCUGGUAUUGUUUGACUUACAUCGUCCGAACCAAUGGCUCAGAGGCGACAGUGACACGGGACAGGGUGUCCAUCAGGGACAACCACACAGCAAAUUCAUUCACAGUGACACUGAGCAGUGUCACACCAGGGGAUGCAGGCCAGUACUCCUGUGGGGUGAAGAAGAAACUGGGGAUCAACCAUCAGCACAGGAUCAAGGUGAUGGUCUCUACAGCUGUUUCAAACACAACUGAGGACAGCAACGUGAGCCCAUUGACCACCAACCCUCUGUGCCCCGGGAACUGUGGGGAGCCUUCAGUGCUGUCCCAGCCCAGUGUCAUCUACUUGCUGCUUCUGCUCAGCAUCAAGGUGCCCAUGGCACUGGCCAUGGUUUGUGGGGCAGGCUGGCUGAGGAGCCAGUGCAGAAACCGUGACCAAGAAAACCUGCAGCCCUUGGAGCCGUGCAGCAGCACCAGGGCACGGGGCUGCCCACUCAUCCCAACCACCUCCAAGCCCCAGGGAUGCCCUCCUGCCCCCCUAGCCCCCACCCUGCUGGGGCCGUGA